Molecule: messenger RNA, 2748 nt
Organism: Aspergillus pseudonomiae
Lineage: Eukaryota; Fungi; Ascomycota; Eurotiomycetes; Eurotiales; Aspergillaceae
Exons: 2
Coding region: 1-2748 (915 amino acids)
Biological process (GO): transmembrane transport; metal ion transport
Cellular component (GO): membrane
Molecular function (GO): metal ion transmembrane transporter activity
Source: RefSeq, a predicted model, not a curated record
AUGGCUCAGCAGCAACCAUCCCGGCGCGUCCUCGAAUGGAUCAAACAGCAACAAGCCGAAGCGGGGGACGCUCCACGUAGAACGCGUAAGACAAAGACAAAGCAUCGAAGCUCGCUCGAUGACGCCCUGCAAAACGAUCCAGCCGCGUUUGGCAACAUCCCUCAGCAGAUUCCACUGCCUAGAUCUCGCGAUGGAUCGUCGACAGCCAGCGACCAUGGACAACGAGGCCAAAAUGCAGCCAGAUCUUCACUGGAGCUGCUGGAUCGGGAUGACACUUUCAUACUGCCUUCAUCUAUUCCAUUGCCUCCAUCACUGCCACCGUCACCAAAACAAUUGGCAGUGCAACGACAGGCGACCGAUAAGCUGACAAGGAAGCGCCCAUCCUACGCUGAAAUCCUAGACCGCGCAGCAGGUGUCUUCGACCACAUCGCAAAUGGAAAUAUCCGCAAAACUCCACGAGUGGAGAGAACCUCAAUCAUGCUGUAUGAAUACUAUGACGAUCACACGGCCUCGAGUGUAGAAAUCGACAACCCUGAAUCAGUUGCCAGCUAUCGCGACGCGCCCGAGGGAUUGAGCAGGCGCGUGUUUAUCGUCGAAGACCUAUCAGAGCGUACUAUUCACGCCUUGGGGGAGACGUUCGGAGUCACGCCAGAAUUCUUCGAGGAGCAUCUGUUGAACUCUGGUUACAGUGGUGCGCAGUAUGAUGAUCCACCGGCGCGGUCAUGGAAGACAGCAGGGUUGAAUAAGUCAUACGUGUCGAUCCAGUGGGUUCGGCCCAUGUAUCGGCGUCAGCCACUAUUCUCCAACCGUGACCGGGAAGACCUACUAGAUUUGAAUCGUGAUGGGUUAGAUUACAUAUCCGGCAACUCGAUCUUUAGUCUCAAAGCAGAGACAAAUAUUUUUCGCCCCGAGUGGGACCUACGUGUGGAUCCGCACCGAACCGCGAAGGAGACGAGGGAGUUUGGCUUAGUCGAGCGGGCAUCAAUUUGGAAGAAGAAGGUUGAGGAUAGGGACUAUGAAAUCGUUAUCGUGCUGCUUGAUCCGCUGCCGGCGAUUAGUUAUAGCCAUGAUCAGACGCAGGAAAUCCUACAGAUUGCUGCUAACGCCGAUAGUGAUCACGAUGAGCAUGAUACUGGUGAUGGUAAUGGAGAAGGAACUCGGCCAAUCCUGAUAAUCGAGGGCGACGAUGGCGUCGAGGCGCUUGCGAUCCCAAUCGAGAACCCACGGCGAGAGACAACUGGGCGUCGGGUAUUAGACUGGUUGCUCAGGCGACAGAGGCAAGAAGUCCACAAGAGAAAAGUCAAUCUCGAGAGAACUAUCCAGGUUUUGGUUAAGCAGAUGGCUGCCCGGAAGACCGUUACUAUCGACCUGGAGGAGGCUAUUGUGACCGGUGAUUUCUUGGCGACUCUCCAGGAUGAACUCAACGAGACCAGGUCCACGAGGCAGGAGAUCCAUCACAUGGUAGACAAAAAGGCUACCCCAGUCAGUUUGGUAGAUACCCUAUUUGAGAUCAUUCGGCAAGACACCCUGACUUUGCUUCGGGUGCUCAAUGAGAUCUUGAGCGAUAUGGAGAUUGAUAUCCUCGACGACACGAAGAUGGAGGAUCGAUUGGCAUUGUGGCGCCAACUCAUAAGUAAAGCUGAGCGAGAACUAUCGGACCUCAUCACGUCUACUAGGAGCUUUCUGGCAUUUUUCGAUAUCACACACCCAGCCAAUACAUCUCUAGCAGUAGCAGAUGGCAGCUCAGACAUCAUCCGAAGUGUAUCAGACCUCUUCGACCAAAUAAACCAGAUUCUCACCCGGCUACGACGCGCAUCUUCAUCCUUGACAUCGAACAUGGGUCUUCUGGACAGCCGACGCUCCAUCGACGAGGCGCACGCCGUAACGCGACUCACUGAGCUAGCGUUCAUCUUCAUUCCACUGUCGUUUUCAACAUCCGUGUUUGGAAUGCAAAUCGAGCCCUUCAAAGAUUCAGCGCCCGUGUGGAAAUUUGUCGUUGUCGCAAGCACUGUGACAACGUUCGCGUACCUGAUGCGAUUAACAAUGCGCAGCCAAUGGCUAGCAAGUCUGAAGCAGAGUGUGAAGCUGGAUGUUAGACGAUACGCGGAGCAACGCGGCCUUCCCGUGCAGGUUAGGUCUCUAUCGAUGUUCCUACUCUUACAAUGGUUCGGUAGUGCACUUCUCCGGAGUACUAAGGCAACCUGGGUCUGGAUAGACAGGAAUAGUCGCAAGGGUGGGGCCGAGUUGUGGAAGGUGGUAGGAUUCCCGGUAGGUCUCCUUCUGAUGACUGGGAUUGUUGCAGUAGCACCCAUAGCCGUGCUCUGGACUCGGAGUUUGGAUCAGGGCGUGCAGGGCACAGUGACCGUCGUAAUCAUGGUUGCCAUCCUAGGCCUGGUGGGCGUACCAUAUUGGCGCCGUUCCAAUCCAGAGUUUCGCUAUGCACUCCCGAGAAUAGUUAUGCGCCUGCUCGAGCGUAUUCCGUCAACGAUCCGCGGAUUGCUUCUCUGGGUGCUGGGGAUUAUGGCCCUAGUUGCAAUCCCGCUCGCAUUGAUAUGGACGCGUCCACUGGCGUCGGGUAUUAAAGCAGGGUUGACUGCCGCCAUUCUAGUGAUUCUAAUAACUGGUGUCGGAUUUCUUGGGGCGCAGGUUCUGUAUUUUAGGGCUGCAUCCUUUUCGUGGAGAAGUACGACCUCCUCGGAGGGGACAUCUGUCUCCGGAGAGGCGAGCGCACGGUAUUUUCGUAAUUAA